Molecule: messenger RNA, 19488 nt
Organism: Adineta steineri
Lineage: Eukaryota; Metazoa; Rotifera; Eurotatoria; Adinetida; Adinetidae
Source: the annotation of a GenBank genome assembly
AUGUCAACAUUGAUGGAAACGGCUUUAUUACAAAAAGUUCAAGAACAAGAAAUGAUGCUUCCACCAGCAUCAUCAGCUAUUCCUGCUGCUAGGUGUUCGCAAGGUGCUGCGUCUUUCGCACAAGAACGAAUAUGGCUUGAUGAAAAGAUCUAUCAUGAUCCAUCAAUAUCACCUGCUAUGCAUAAUUUUGUUUUACCGUUGGUGAUUAAGCAUGGCUCAAUGUCAAUCGAGCGCAUUCGUUCGGCCGUUGUUGCUGUUCUUGAACAGCAUGAAAUACUUCGAACUGCAAUUUACUUCGAUAAAAAUCGUAAUAUGUUAGUCCAAGAGGUGCAGCCUGUUGUCAACAAUGGUGCUUAUUCGUUUGAAAUAACAGCAAACGAUAUACAAAGUCCUAAUGAAGUUGCUGAUCUACUUAGAAAUGAAUCGGUCAAGCAUUUUGCUGAAUUAAAACAGGGUUUAGUUGUUCGUUGUCAUCUAGUUAAGGUGGCAUCUGACGAUGACAUGAAAAAAUUAUAUCCGCAAGAUCUAGUUAUUUUUAUAUUUCAUGGUGUAGCAUUCGAUUAUAGUUCUAUUAGUCCGUUCCUUGCUGCAUUUACAAAAGCAUACGAUCAGAUGGAAUUGAAUGUUGAAAGCGCUGAUUGUUAUGAUGAAGUAAUAGUGUCCAACAUUGGUCGAUAUUUUCAGAAUCUACUUUUACAUAUCUUCACUGAAAAUAUGAAAACUAUUGGAUUCGACCCACUUUUUGAAAAAAUUGGAAAUCUUUCUCUUUUACCAAUGAACGUUGAAACUUUAUCAAACGUCAUUGAAUCACUACGAAAUUUCUCCGAUAUAAAACCAGCUUCAUAUGCUCAACAUCAAAUAUGGCACGAUGAAGAACGUCGUUUGCAUUCGGAUGGACCACAAUUGGCAACAUACAAUAUGGUAUUCUGCUAUCGUCUUGCAGCUGAUCAUACCUUAUCUGUUCAGCAGCUUCGUCACGCACUCGAUCUUGUUGUUGACAAACAUCAAUCCUUGAGAACGGCACUUAUUUUUGAUACUACAAAAAACACUCUCACACAACGAAUUGUUGACCAACAGAGUUAUAAAAACAAUCCGUUUUCUAUAGUAGAAAGCAUUUAUGAAACAGAUGAACAAUUGGAUGAAAUUAUGCACAACGAGACACACAAUCCUCAUGUUUUCGAUCUUGCCCAGGGUCUUGUCUUUCGAUGUCAUAUUGUUCGUUAUAAACAGGUUCCUACCGAUGAUGUUAUCUCCGAUAACGAUAUCAUCAUCUUCAAUUUUCAUCAUGCCUCGUUUGACUAUCCAUCAAUGAAGAUAUUUCUUCAUGAUCUUCAUCAAGCAUACACCACAAGUCAACUACCCAAUGAUGACAGCACCAACGGACUUAGCUAUCUCGACUAUGCUGUUAUUGAACAACACAUGCCUAUGAUUGGUGCAAGCAUGUUCUGGCAUGAUGCUCUGCAUGACUGCAAACUAGAUCAGUCUCUCUCAUUGCCAUAUGAUAGAUAUCGACCUACGAAUGAAUAUCGAUCUGGUUUUGUAACAUCCAUUUCAUUCGAUUUAGACCGAGAUCUUUGUGACACUUUCCUUCACUACACAUCUUCGCAAAACAUCUCACUUGAACAUCUGGCGUUGUCUAUGUAUUUUGUCUUUCUAUGUAAACUAACGAAUGGAGAAACAGAUCUAUGCAUUGGAAUGGACGUAGAUGGUCGAUACAUAGAUGAACUUAAAUCAGUGAUUGGUAUGUUUGUCAAUACUAUUCCUUUGCGUUGUCAACUAGAUCCACAAUGGUUUCUACAUAAACUUGUUAAACAUGUUCAAGAGAUGCUAAGAAACAGUCGCAAAUACUCUUAUUUUCCUCUUCAACGUCUCCUAGAUCAACAGUCACGCGCUUUGAAACCUGUAUUUCUUGAUACAUCAUUCGAGUUCAUACGAUAUUCACCACAAGAUCUCGGCAAAGAUGUGAUGAUAGGUGAUAGCCAUCUUUCUGUGAUGCCUAUUUCGAGUAAGAUUAGUGAAGAUGACAUCAUGAACAAGUUUGACUUCAUUCUUAGUAUUCAACAUAAUUUCGAUAUGAAUCAACUCUCUUGUACAAUCAAUGCAUCGCUUGACUUGUUUAAUAGAGAAACGGUAGAGAAGAUUGCACAACGAUUUCAUUCAAUGUCCAAACAAUUGUUGACAUCUAUUCAUGAUCAAACAACUCAAUCCAUCUAUGAGUUAUCAUUCAUCAUGCCAGAUGAAAGAUUACUCAUGCAAUCAAUGAAUAAUACACAAGUCUCAUUUCCUUCGAUCACUUGUAUUCAUCAAGAGUUUGCUUGUCGAGUAUUGAAACAUCCACAAAAACUAGCUGUUGAACUUGAUGAACAAUCAUUGACAUAUUGUGAACUUUUAUAUUAUGUUCAGGUGUUAUCUUUAACUCUUGUUAAUGAAUAUCUUGUCACUCCAGGUGAGAUCGUGUGCCAAUGUGUUGAGCGAAGUUUGUCAAUGGUGAUUGGUAUUAUGUCAAUUGAAAUGGCUGGUGGUGUUUACUGUUCAUUGUCACCUCGUGAUCCACAACAUCGUUUGCAUACAUUCAUACAACAAACACAAAGUCGUCUUGUUCUUGUUCAUUGGCUGACAAAAAUGAAGUUUAAUAAUGAUAUUCUAUCAGCUGAUAUUCAUUCGAUACUCGCUAAUAAUGAUGUAAUGAGCGAUGCUGAUUUUGAUCGACUAUCAAGUAUUACAGUUACACCUAAUGAUAUUUCUUUUAUCAUUUUCACAAGUGGUUCAACUGGAAUACCGAAAGCGAUUCAAUAUCGCCAUGAAAAUUUCAUUCGUUUUAUAUAUUCGUUUGGGAGCGUUACCACAUUGAAGAACGAUGAUUUGGUUGUCCAGAUCGUUCGAUGUACUUAUGAUGGUCAUCUCCGGCAAAUAGUUGGUAUUUUAUUAAUUGGCGCUACAUGCGUCAUGCUACAUCCAAGAGGAAUGACUGAUUUUGAGUAUCUAGCUGAUGUGUUAUACAACAAACAAAUUACACAUUUCAGUACUGUACCAGCUUUAAUUCAAAAUUUCUUUAGUUUCCUCAUUCAGUAUAAGAAAACAUAUGCUGUGAAGUAUUUCCGAUUACUUUGUAGUGCAGGCGAAGCAUUUCCUUCCAAACUGAUUGAUCUGAUCCAAGAGAGCAAUAUUCCCAAUUGUACUUUAUGGAAUUUAUAUGGUCCAGCUGAAGCUACUAUAGUUUCUACCACAUAUAGAAUACAUCCUAUGGCUAAUACACAAAGUAUUCCAAUUGGUAGACCACUUUCUAAUUAUCGAUGUAUGAUUAUGAAUGAAUAUUCACAACAAUCAAUCACCAAUCAAGAAGGUGAACUGUUUGUAGGAGGAGUGGGUGUCUUUGCUGGAUAUCUUGGACGUGAUGAUUUAACUGCAAAAGCUCUUGUUGAAAUAGAUGGUCAACUAUUUUAUCGAACAGGUGAUCUUGUUAGAAUAGAUAACAAUGGUCUUCUUCAUUAUCAAGGAAGAAAAGAUCAUCAAAUCAAAUUACGUGGACAACGAAUUGAGCUUGGUGAAAUCGAACGAUGUUUACUUAACAUUGCAUCUAUAUCUGCUUGUGUUGUCAUAAAAUGGAAUGAUGAUUAUUUAGCUGCCUAUGUUGAAUCUUCUCAUAUAAAUGAAGAAGAACUGCGUCAACAUUGUCAAUCUCAUCUUCCACCACAUAUGACACCAUCAAUAUUUAUUAUUCUUCAUAAAUUACCUCUGAAUCAAAAUGGAAAGGUAGAUCGAAAAUCUUUACCAACACAGAAAAUUUUAUUUCAUUCGUCUGACACGAUACAUCAUCAACUUGUAGAACCAAGCAAUGAGCUUGAAAUCUAUAUUCAUUCAUUGUGGUGUGAGAUUCUCUCUCAAAGCAGAAUAUCUACUAAUACAAAUUUUCUUAGUAUUGGUGGUCAUUCUCUCUUACUCGUUCAAUUAUACCAUAGUUAUAAGAUGACACUCAACAUUGAUAAGACUAAGAUCAAUAUUUUUGAACUCUCCCAACAUCUCACCAUUGCUGAUCAUGCUCGCCUCAUUCAUCAAUCACUAGAUGAUCCAGAAACAUAUCAAAAACUUUUGUCUGCUGUACAUAAUAUGCAAGAAACAUCUAUUCAAAAGCAUACUCGCUCGAUCUCUCAAGAGAAUAUCAUACUUGUCGUAGAUGAGUUCUCAAGAUAUGAAUCAUUUCCCGUUACUCCUAUUCAACUAGCAUAUCUAAUUGGACGUGAAGGUGUUAUUGAACUUGGCCAUGUUUCUACUUUUGCCUAUAGAGAAUAUGAUUUCUCAACAUCGUUUGACAUCGAAUGCUUCGAACGAGCAUUGAAUUAUUUAAUCCAACGGCAUGAAGCAUUGCGUCUUAUCUUUCCGUCUCAUACUGAGCAGAAAAUUCUCAAAACAGUUUCCUAUUAUACUAUAUCUAUACUUAACUUAGAUGAUGUUCAGUCUUCCCAAAAACAUCUCCUAGAACGACGAGAACAACUAUCACAUCAGAUACGACCAGCUAAUCAAUGGCCAUUAUUUGAUUUUCAAAUAACUCGUUUUAUUAGUGAUGACGGUUAUAAAAUACGGUUGCAUUUUGGUUUCGAUUUACUGAUCUUGGAUUUUUGGAGCAUAAACUUAGUUUUACAUGAACUAAAUCAAUUGUACUACAACCUGAAUGAUGUCUUAAUAGAACUAAAACUAUCUUAUCGCGAUUACAUUCUGGCAGAACAACAAUGGAACUACACUACCAUUAAUAGCAACGAUAGACAAUAUUGGAUAAAUCGUCUAAAAUCAUUUCCAUUAGGUCCAAAUUUACCAUUACAGUGUUUGCCAAAUGAGAUACAUGUACAACGUCAUUGCAAUGCAGUAGCAGUAUUAGAUCGAUUACAGUGGCAAAAACUAAGAAAACAUAUUACCGAUCAUGGGCUAACACCAGCAGGUUUCUUAGCGUCAAUUUAUGCUUUGGUAUUGGGUAAAUGGAGUGAAAAUAAACAUUUCGCUUUGAAUCUGCCAGUUUUCAAUCGAUUACCUAUUCAUCCACAAGUUAAUCAAAUAGCAGGAGAUUUUACAACAGUUAUUCCGUUGGAAAUCAAUUUGGAUAAGGUAGUCACUUACUACGAAUUUCUUCACACUGUGCAGAAACAAUUAUGGAACGAUCUUGAACAUAUAUCUUAUGAUGGUGUCUCAUUUAUUCGUGAGUUAAUGCAGGUGCAUCAGACAAGAGAAAUUCUUUUACCGUAUGUUUUCACAUGUGGGAUAGAUCUUGAAGAUAUUCGUGAGAAAAAUGUUGAACACAAUAUAUUUUUUGAUCAAGAACCGGUUUAUGCGAUUAGUCAAACACCGCAAGUUUUUCUUGAUCAUAUAGUAAUGGAAAUUGAUGGUUGUUUAUCAAUAAAUUGGACAUAUGUAGAGAAUUUACUUCGAAAGGAAAUGCUCAAUCAUAUGCAUGAUACAUUUGUUGAUUUACUUGUCAAACUGGCUUCGUUCGAUGAAACAUGGCAAAAGCCCAUAUGCGUCUCUUUACCCUCUGAACAACAAGAACGACGAUUAGAUUUCAAUCAAACACAAUGGGGAUCAAACGUUAAAGAUAAAUUACUUCAUUCACUCGUUAUUAAACAAGCUGAAUUAACACCUAAUGCAUUAGCUAUUCUCUCUUCUCAAGUAAAUCUAACAUACAGACAGCUGAUGAAUCGUGUCUAUUCAUUAGCAUAUCACCUACAACAACAACAUGAAAUAAAGUCCAAUCAACUAAUUGCUAUUCUCAUGACAAAAGGAUGGGAACAAGUAGUCGCUUGUUUAGCUAUUUUAGUGUUAGGUGGUGCUUAUUUACCUUUGGAUGUUGAUUCACCCUACAAUCGUCUUUGUUCAUUAAUCGAAGAAACUAAUGUCACCAUUCUUCUUACACAAUCUCAUUGCAAACAUGUAUUUCCACAUCUCUCAACUAUUUCAGUCGAUACAUUCACAACUGGUGAUAUAUAUCUAUUUCCAUUUCCUAUCAAACAACAAUCAUCAACUGAUUUAGCUUAUAUUAUUUACACAUCUGGAUCAACUGGAAAACCAAAAGGUGUUAUGAUUAGUCAUCAAGCUGUUGUAAAUACUAUUUUAGAUAUGAAUUCAAGAUUAGAAAUCUCAGAGAAUGAUAGAAUAUUUGCAUUAUCACAUCUCAAUUUUGAUUUAUCAGUUUAUGAUAUGUUUGGAAUGUUGAUUGCUGGCGGAACUAUAGUAAUUCCAGAUCAUGAAGAUUAUAAGAAUCCUCAACAUUGGUAUGAUAUGAUAAUUAAACAUCAUGUUACUAUUUGGAAUAGUGUUCCGAUGUUAAUGCAAAUGUUUGUUGAACAGCUCAAACAUACAAAUAAUCAUAAUCAAUUACGACAUAUUUUAUUAAGUGGUGAUUGGAUACCAUUAUCUUUACCCGAAUCAAUACAAAUAGCGUUUGGUCAACAAGUGACAAUAACUAGUUUAGGCGGUGCAACAGAAGCAUCGAUUUGGUCAAUUGCCUAUACUCUACCAAAAGAAAUACCACAAGAAUGGAAAUCAAUUCCUUAUGGAAUACCAUUAAGAAAUCAACAAUAUUAUGUUUAUGAUUCACAUCUACAUGAUUGUCCUGAAUGGGUCAUUGGUGAAUUAUAUAUUGGUGGUGAAGGUUUAGCUAGUGGUUAUUGGAAUGACCAAGCAAAAACACAAUCAAGUUUUAUUAUCCAUCCACUAACUAAUGAACGUCUUUAUCGAACAGGUGACUAUGGUCGCUUUUUACCAAAUGGAUAUAUUGAAUUUACGGGACGAAAAGAUUUUCAAGUAAAAGUAUAUGGUCAUCGUAUUGAACUUGGUGAAAUUGAACAUCACUUACAACAACAUCCAGAUAUUCAUCAAGCUAUUGUUAAUAUUGAUGACAAAUCCCAACGUCUAGUGGGAUACAUCAUGCCCGAGAAGCGUUCUACAAUCAAAGAUGAUUUCCAUGGAUCAGAUAUAUCGAUAAUUGAUUCAAUUGAGCGAUUCAGUUUUAAACUAGCCAGACAUGGUUUAUUAUCCAUAGAAGACGCAAUCGAGACUUUCGCACUUACUAAGCCUGAACAAACAAAAGUAUUAGUUGAUACCUAUUAUGUUCGGAAGAGCUAUCGGCAGUUUACUAAUAAAACUGUUGAAAAGUCCGAUAUUGAAUAUUUAUUAACAGAAUGCUAUCGUCGAAAUAGUACAUGCAGUGCCAUAGAGUCAUCACUAAAUUUCGACAGUCUCGGCAGAUUCCUAUCAUCGUUGAUAUCAAUCCAUCUUCCUGAUCAAGUAUUACCAAAGUAUCGUUAUGCAUCUGCUGGAAGUCUUUAUCCAGUUCAAGUAUAUGUCGAACUAUGUUCUCCAAUUAAUAACAUCCCACCAGGCUUCUAUUAUCACCAUCCAGUCAAUCACAGCCUCAGUUUCAUCGGAAAAGCUACUCACGAUGACAAUGCGAGCAUUCGCUUGCAUUUUGUUGGUAGAUCAGCAGCAAUUUCUCCGCUCUAUGGGAUUAAAUUGGGCACCCGAUUUUGUACCUUAGAAACUGGUUAUAUUGUAGGAUUAUUGCAACAGGAAGGAUCGUCUUUAGGUUUCAAGUUGUCGAACAUUACUGAAUCAAUACUAAACAUUUCAAAUGAUUUAGUUUUACAAGAAAAUGAUACCUAUCAGUGCUUUUCAGUUAUACCGAUGAAGCCUGGACAUUCUCUUGAUAACGAUGAAAUGAAAAGUGCUCAUCCGAACAUAUUUGUGUAUUUAAAAUCACCCGAUUACAUGCAACAUCAAUGGUUUAUUUAUGACAAACUAAGCAAUCUUCUUCGAGUUCAUCCUGUGAUAUCAAGUACAGAACAAGGGCAAGCACUACCUCUUUUCAGUGAGGAUGAUGACACUGAAAUUAUUUUUUAUAAUUGUCAAGCUGCUAUAUUUUUCGUUGGAAAAGCUGAUCACUAUUUGGAUGCGGGCACUAUUGGAUAUUUAAUAAUGUGUACAGGUUUGGAAAAUGAUAUUGGAAUGUGUCCUAUUGGUAGUCUCGAUGGCUUUCCAUUGAAUAUCAAUAAUGCACUUGAUGAAAUUUUAAAUUCAUCCGAUUCAGAGAAUCAUAAUAUAGUAUUACAUCAGUUUCUUCUUGGAAAAAUUAGUGAAGAGCAGAAAUAUGAACGAACUGUUUCAAAAACUAAGACAAUAGCUAAUUACAAUCAGGCGUUGCAAACAUAUUUGAGUUCAACACUUCCUAACUAUAUGAUACCAUCAUUUUUUGUCACUCUUCAAACGUUUCCAUUAAGUUAUAAUGAUAAAAUUGAUAGAAAAUCGUUACCACAGCCAGAUACAUCAAGUAUCAAUGCAGAAGAAAGUUUUAUAGCACCUAGUGACGACUUAGAGAAAAUGUUAGCAAAUAUUUGGCAAGAAUUAUUAGGUAGUGAUCGUAUUGGCUUACGUGAUAAUUUUUUCUUGCUUGGUGGAAACUCUUUACUUGUUAUUCGAUUGAAAUCAAAGAUCGAAAAUACUUUAGGAAUUAGUUUACCAAUGAAAGUUUUUUACGAAAAUCCAUUGCUACAUAGUAUGGUUGGUCAAUGUAAGAUCGAAAUGAAGAAGCAGCAGCAAAACUCCAAAGAAGUCAUGGCAAUGGUUGUGAACACAGAUGAAAAGCACCGCUAUGAACCAUUUCCUUUAACAGAUAUUCAACAAGCAUAUUUAAUCGGCCGUAGUGGCUAUAUUGAACUUGGCAAUGUGUCUGGAUAUGGUUAUCAAGAGUAUGAUUCGCCAAAGUUGAACAUCGAACGGUUUGAAGAAAUAUUCAAUCGCUUAAUCCAACGGCAUGAAGCGUUGCGACUCGUUUUUCCAUCCACAACCGAGCAGCAAAUUUGUCAGCGUGUACCAUAUUAUAAAAUUAAGAUUCUGGAUCUUAGACAGCAGCCCAAAGAAGUUGUUAAUCGAGAGCUCAAAAAACGACGAACAGUUUUAUCUCAUAAGAUUUUGCCUGCUGACAAAUGGCCGCUUUUUGACAUUCAAAUUACACGCUCGAAUGAUGAAGAAUUCAGACUACACAUCGGCUUUGACAUUCUUAUUUUGGACUGGUUUAGUUUCAAUAUCAUGUGGCAUGAAUUUAACCUUAUGUACCACAAUGAUGAGCUUGAUUUACCGGCGUUCAGUUUAUCCUUUCGUGAUUACGUUCUUACUAUGGAGGAAUAUAAACUAACAGCUGCUUACCAAAAUGAUGAGAACUAUUGGAAAAAACGUCUAACAUCAUUUCCGAUCGGACCAACUUUAUAUUUACAGUGUUUACCACAUGAAAUAUAUGAGCAGAGAUUUGUUCGCAUUUCUAAAACAUUGACUCAACAGGUUUGGCGCAAAUUGAAAGAAUACAUUCGAGAAUACCAGUUGUCUUCAGCUGGCCUGUUAGCGACUGUUUUUGCACUAGUAUUGGCUAGAUGGAGCGACCAAAAACAUUUUGCAAUUAAUAUGCCCAUUUUUAACAGGAUGCAAAUUCAUUCAGAAAUCAAUCAUAUAAUGGGAGACUUUACAUCAAUCAUUCCACUCGAAAUCAAAUUUUACGAAGAAACCAACAUGAGCAUUAUGGAUUGUGUUCGGCAUAUUCAAGUACAACUGUGGGAUGAUAUUGAUCAUGCUUCUUAUAGUGGCGUUGCAUUCAUAAAUCAUCUAAAACGAACACGCAACACUCGAGAUAUUGUACUGCCGAUUGUAUUUACAUGUGGAAUCGAUGCAAAUGAUCUCGAUCGAAACCAAAUCAUGUAUACUGAUCGCAGUUUUUUCCAUGACAUGCCGACAUAUGCCAUAUCACAAACACCACAAAUCUGGCUCGAUAAUCAAAUCUAUGAAGACGAAAACGAGCAGUUAGUGGUUGGUUGGGAUUAUAUUGAGGGUUUAUUUCCAGUUGAAAUGGUAGCUGAUAUGCAUGAUACUUUCAUCAACAUCUUGUUUAGUUUGACAAAGUCAAGAGAAACUUGGGAUUGCUCAUAUGCAUUCGCUUUACCUCGUCAUCAAGCCGAACGACGUUCAACAUACAACAAAACAGAUCUAUCCUUUUCUCACGCGAAUAACCUAAUGCAGAUUCCAAUAAUUGAACAAUCGGAGCGAACACCACAUGCAUUGGCUGUCAUUUCUUCACGUGGAAAUCUUACAUAUAAAGAGCUAAUGAAUCGUGCAUAUUCUCUAGCAUAUCAUUUACAACAAAAACAAGGUGUACAGUCAAAUCAGUUAAUUGCUGUUUUCAUGGAAAAAGGUUGGGAACAAGUUGUGGCAUGUUUAGCCAUCUUAAUAUCAGGUGCUGCAUAUUUACCACUAGAUAUUGAUUCUCCACAUGAUCGCCUUAGCUCAUUGCUCGAAGAUGCUGACGUUGAAAUUAUUCUCAUUCAAUCUAAUUAUCAACUACCGUUUAUACAUUUCACAACCAUUGCAGUUGAUACAUUCACUGAUAAUAUAUAUCCAAUUCCAUUUCCUAUGGAACAACAGAAACCAACUAAUCUAGCAUAUGUUAUAUAUACAUCAGGUUCCACCGGCAAACCAAAAGGCGUCAUGAUUAGUCAUCAAGCAGUUCUUAAUACAAUUCUUGAUAUGAAAUCUCGACUAGAAAUCACUCCUAACGAUAGAAUAUUUGCAUUGUCUCAUUUAAAUUUUGAUCUGUCUGUCUUCGAUAUAUUGGGAAUGUUGAUCACUGGUGGAACUAUUGUCAUACCUCAUCAUCAACAUUACAAAGAUCCAAAACAUUGGUAUGAUAUGAUGAUCGAACAUCGAGUCACAAUUUGGAAUAGUGUUCCAAUGCUCAUGCAAAUGUUAACAGAACAUUUAAAGGAAAAUCUCAUGGAGAGUCACUUGCGACAUAUUCUGAUAAGUGGUGAUUGGAUACCUUUAUCUUUACCGAAAUCUAUAGGAAAAAUAUUCGGAGAACAUGUGAAAAUAACUAGUUUGGGUGGCGCUACUGAAGCAUCUAUUUGGUCAAUUGCCUAUACUCUCCCAAAAGAAAUACCACAAGAAUGGAAAUCGAUUCCUUAUGGAAUACCACUACGAAAUCAACAUUACUAUGUUUAUGAUAUACAUCUUGAUGAUUGUCCUGAAUGGGUCACUGGUGAACUGUACAUCGGUGGAAUGGGAUUAGCUAAUGGCUACUGGAAAGAUCAAGAAAAAACGCAAUUCAGUUUUAUUAUUCAUCCAUUAACUAAUGAACGUCUUUAUCGAACAGGUGAUUAUGGUCGCUUUUUACCAAAUGGAUAUAUUGAAUUUACGGGACGAAAAGAUUUUCAAGUGAAGUUACAUGGUCAUCGACUUGAACUUGGAGAAAUCGAAUAUCAAUUACAACAACAUCCAGAUAUUCAACAAGCUAUUGUUAAUAUUGAUGACAAAUCCCAGCACUUAAUUGGAUAUAUUAUGCCAGAAAAACAUUCUAUUUAUAUUGAAGAAUACGAUUCAACAGAGGUGUUAAUCGUUGAUUCUAUUGAACGCAUCAAUUUCAAGCUUGCAAGACAUAGUAUAAGAUGUCAAAAUAAGGUAGUAAAAAGCUUUGCUUUAACAAAACCAAAGCUUACAGAAACAUUAAUCAAUACAUAUUAUAUGAGAAAAAGCUAUCGACAAUUUACAAAUGAAGCUAUUGAAAGAUCUACUAUCGAAAAGUUAUUAAAAAAUUGUCACAAUAGCAAUAAUAAUGAGAAAAUAUCUUUAUCUCAUCUCGAUUCUGAUAUUCUUAGUCAUUUAUUAGCAGUAUUAACACCGAUCAGUAUUUCUGAUCAACCUUUACCAAAAUAUCGUUAUGCGUCAAUUGACGAUCUUUAUCCAGUACAGGUAUAUGUUGAAUUACCAAGAUCUAUAGAUAAUAUUUCAUCUGGUAUUUACUAUCAUAAUCCAGAUGAACAUACUUUAGAACUAAUUAGUACUCAUACUAAUAAUGAAAUGAUGAAUAUAAGAUUACAUCUUGUUGGACGAUCAUCAGCAAUUGCACCGCUAUAUGGUAAAAGAUUGGGUUCUCAAUUUUGUAUGUUAGAAACAGGAUAUAUUAUGGGAUUAUUGGAAAAAGAAGGGUCAAGAUUGAGAUUGAGAUUUUCAAAAAAUACUCAUAACGAAUCUAUAACUAGUGAUAUUUUGAAUAUAGAUGAGAAUGACACUCAUUGCUGUUUCAAAAUUUCAUCAUUUGAGCAAAAUAUUUCUAAUGAUGUACAAAAUGACAAUCAUCAAUGCAUUAUUUACCUUAAAUCGGCCGACAAUAACAAAGACCAAUGGUUUAUUUAUGACAAAGAAAAUGAUACUAUUACACCUUCUGAUGUCAAAACUGAAACUACACAUGAGGAAGUACCAUUGUUUUUUGAGGAUGACGAUGAUACAAAGAUUAUAUUCCAUGAUUGUCAAUGUGCAGUCUUCUUCAUUGGACGGUCAGAAUACACAAUGAAUAUAGGAAAGAUGUCACAUUUAUUAAUGGAUCAUUGUUUAGAGAUGAAUAUUGGUAUGUGUCCAAUUGGCACUCAUAUGAGUUUCCCAAAACAAAUUAAUGACGUAUUAGAUACUGUUCUUAUUCGUGAGAAACGAAAUGGAAGUAACAUCUUGCAUACAUUACUUAUUGGAAAAGUUAGUAAUAAACAAAAAUAUGAACGUACUAUUACAAAAGCAAAAUCAAUGCCAAAAUGGAGUGAAACAUUACGAAUAUAUUUAAAGAAAAAGCUUCCACUGUAUAUGGUACCAUCAUAUUUUAUAAAUGUUUCAUCGUUUCCGUUAAGCCCGAAUGGUAAAAUCAAUCGAAAAGCGUUACGAGAAAUAUCAUUAUCCGUGCUUCAACAAGAAGAUACUUAUAAUGCACCAAAUACUGAAUUAGAAAAAACAAUUGCGAUUAUUUGGCAAGAAAUAUUAUACACAGAUCGACUUAUUAUACAACAUGAUGAUCUAGAAUCGAAUAAGCUGCCGUCCAUUCCAAACGUCUCUGGUAUAGAUAGACAAACAUCCUUUCUUAUAUCUACUACAGUUAGUUUCUUCAGCGUUGGGGGCAAUUCUCUUUUACUUGUUAAGAUCUAUCAACAUUAUCAAUCAAAAUUUAAUUUCGAAGCAGAAGUAUUGAGUAUUCGACCAUUCUUUGACUACACCACCAUAGUAGAACAUGCUAAACUACUUGAACCAAUCAUCAUCGAUGGUACACAACUAAAACAAUGGCAUACGUUGCAUAUUAAUGAAGGUACCGCGUCAUAUGCUCAAGAACGCAUAUUUCUUGAUGAACAAGUUCGUUUCUCUGAUCAAAUUGCCAUCUACAAUGAGCUGAAUAUCCUAAAAGUUUCUAAAGGCUUAUUAUCAGUGAAUCGUUUAUUGCAAGCUCUUCGCUAUGUCCUAAGCAAACAUAAGAUAUUAAGAACUUCUCUAGUUUUCAAUGAUGAAGAUAGUAUUUUAAAACAAUCUAUUACUAAUAAACAUCUGACAUUUACAUUGGCUGCCGAUGAAACAUUCAAAAGUGAAACUGAACUUCACAGCAUUAUCUCACAAAUAAAUACUAAUCCUAAUUUGUUCGAUUUAUCAAAUGGUCGUGUUUUUUAUUGUCAUAUUCUCAGACAACAAAGGACAACUGAUGAAAAUUAUGAUAAAGAAAUGAUGACAAAUUCUGAUGUUCUCGUUAUCGGCUUCCAUCAUGUUGCAAUUGAUCGAUCAGCUUGUUCAAUUUUUUUAAAUGAUCUAUGUAAUACUUACAAUAGUAACAUGACGUGGUUAGAUGAUGAAGAAUCAUUACAAUAUAUUGAUUAUGCUGUCCAUGAACGUCUAAUCGACAUGACGUUGUCAUGUGAAUUUUGGCGUUUACAACUCGAGGGAUGUAACUUGAAACGUCGAUUAUCAUUACCAAUCGAGCAGCAUCGUUUAUCUAAUGAUCAGCGAUCUGGUUUUGCUUCUACCGUGCAAAUCACUUUUGAUAGGAAAACAUCCUCAUCAUUUCUUAAUUAUGCUUCUUUACAUCAUUUGACACUAUUUCAGCUAGGAUUGGCUACAUUCUAUACAUUUUUAUUCAAGUUAACAUAUAGUCAAACUGAUUUAUGUAUUUCAUGCGUUAACGCUAACCGAUACAGACCUGAAUUACAGACUAUGGUAGGAAUGUUUGUUUCAACAUUACCAUAUUGCAUACAACUUAAUCCUUGUUGGUCAUUUCAUGAAGUAGUUAAAUAUGUACGAGAAAAAUGUUUAUCAAUUCUUGAACAUUCACAUUAUCCACUUCAACAUAUUCUUCGUGAUUUUCAACUUAAUCCAUCAACUGUUCCUUUUCUUCAAACAGUUUUUGAUUUCAUGACUGAAUCUUCAGUUAACGAUCAGUUUACUUUCGAUGAUGUUAGUUUAGAGCCAGUAUCAUUAAAACAGUUUUCAGGAGCGGCUAAAUUUGAUUUUUCGUUGGAAUUUGUUUACAAUCCAAUCUCGGAUGACAAAAUAUUGUCAUGUCGUUUUAUUUGUUCAUGUGAUCUAUUUGAAGAUACUACAGUUACAAAAAUGAUGCAAAGAUUUCAAUAUUUUUUUGAGCAACUUUUUUCAAUGAAUUUCAAUGUUAAUGAGACUGACUUAGUAGUUUCACCUAUUACCAAACUUACUCUUAUCUUACCAGAUGAAAUGAAUGAAAUACAAUACGUAGCUUUUUACUGUCAAUCAAAUGUGGCGAAUGAAGCACCAGCAUCAUUUGCACAAGCCCGUAUAUGGCUGGACGAAAGAAUUCGAUUUGAUCCAGACAAGCCCCAAAUAGCAAUCUAUAAUAUGCCUUUUGUUUAUCGUCUGCACCUAGAUCAUACCUUAUCAAUUAAACAACUUCUUCAAGCUCUUCAUAUUACUGUCAACAAGCAUCCCUCACUUCAUACAUCAUUUCAUUUUGAUAUCGAAAAAAAUCUACUUAUGCAACGAGUUAUUAAUCAUCAAGAUAAAAAUGAUAAUAACAAUAUGUUUUCAAUCAUCGAAACUACUUAUGAAACAGAUGAACAAUUGAAUGAGAUUUUCCACGACGAGAGACGUAAUUCUCAUCUUUUUAAUCUUGCUCAAGGUCUUGUCUUUCGAUGUCACCUUGUUUACUAUAAACAAAUCUCUUCAAAUCAUCUUCUUUCUGACAACGAUCUAAUUAUUUUCAACUUUCAUCAUGCUUCAUUUGAUUUUCCAUCAAUGAAUAUAUUUCUUCAUGAUCUCAAUCAAGCAUAUACAACAGGCCAAUUAUUAUAUGAUGACAGCACCACUCUUCGUUAUCUCGACUAUGCUUUUAUUGAACAACAAAUGUCAAUGAUUGGUGCAAGUAUGUUUUGGCUUGAUACUCUUCAUCAUUGUAAACUUGAUCAAUCUUUACCAUUACCAUUUGAUCGAUAUCGUCUCUCAAAUGAAUAUCGAACUGGUCGCGGAACAUCUAUUUCUUUUGAUUUUGGUCAAGAUCUCUCACGUCAUUUUCUUAUUCAUGCAUCAUCAAAUAACAUAUCACUUGAACAUCUCACAUUUACUAUUUAUUUUAUCUUUCUAUUUAAAUUAACUAAUGGACAAACAGAUCUAUGUAUUGCUAUGAAUAUCAAUAAUAAUCGAUAUAGGGAUGAACUCAAAUCAACGAUUGGACUGUUUGAGAAUGUCAUUCCAUUACGAUGUCAAUUAGAUCCUCAUUGGUCUUUUCAUCAGUUACUCGAACAUGUUCAAGAAAUAACAACAAAUAGUAUGACAUAUUCAUAUUUUCCACUUCAACAUAUUCUCAAUCAACAUCCACAUAUUUCAAAAUAUGCAUUCUUGGAUAUAUCUUUGGAAUUUAUAUCACAUAAGAAUAACAAUACAAUCAUGAUCGGUGAUUCUCAACUUGUUCCAGGAUCUUUCUCAUUCAAUAUUAAUGAAGAUGAGAUAUUAAGUAUAGCCGACUUUUCUCUUUCCAUUUAUCAUGAUAUGAAUAUGAAUCAACUGUCAUGCACAAUCAAUGCAUCACUUGACUUAUUUAAUAUAGAGACAGUGGAAAAAAUUUCACAACGAUUUCAUUUCAUCUUACAUCAAUUAUCUGCAUCUAUUACCGACAGCCAAAUAAACAAACCAAUCUAUGAGUUAUCAGUAAUAUUAUCAAAUGAACAAUAUCUAAUGCAAUCAUUGAAUAAUACACAAAUAUCAUUUUCAUCUUCUCGUCCCACUUGUAUUCAUCAUAAGUUUGUGUGUCAAGUGAUGAAACAUCCACAAAAACUAGCUGUUGAAUUGGAUGAACAAUCAUUGACAUAUUGUGAACUUCUAUAUUAUGUUCAAGUUUUAUCUUUAACUCUUCUCAAUAAAUAUCAUGUUUCUUCAGGUGAAAUCAUUUGUCAAUGUGUUGAGCGAAGUUUAUCAAUGGUGAUUGGUAUAAUGGGAAUCGAAAUGGCUGGUGGUGUUUAUUGUCCAUUAUCACCUCGAGAUCCACAACAUCGUUUACAUGCUCUUGUACAGCAAACAGAAAGUCGUUUUGUUCUUGUUCAUGAUUUAACUAAGACUAAGUUUCAUCAUAAUAUUGCAUUACUUAAUAUCGACUUAAUAUUGUUUGACAACGAGAGAGAGUAUAAAAGUAAUAUUGAUCGACUAUCGAAUGUUUUAGGAGCAACGGAAGAUAUGGCUUACAUCAUAUUCACAAGUGGUUCAACUGGAACACCGAAAGCGGCUCAAAUGCGGCAUGGAAACUUCAGUCGAUACAUGUAUUCAUUAGUAUGUGGUGAUGUAUUGAAGAAGAAAGAUACAAUUAUACAAAUAGCGCGUUGUUCGUUUGAUGUUCAUGUUCAAGAAAUACUUGGUACAUUAACAACUGGAGCUACACUUGCCAUGUUACAUCCAGGAGGGAUUAGUGAUCCAAAGUAUCUUGCCGAUGUUAUCAAAAUGAAGAAUGUUACGUGCAUUACAGCUGUACCAACUAUUCUUCAACUAUUAUUUGAUUUCCUGCAACAACUGAAUGAUAUCUCAACUUUAACAAGUCUGCGAUGCGUUUGCACUGGUGGUGAAAUGUGGUCUGACAGUCUGGUAAAUUUAAUUUUUAGUUCAGUCGCGAAUCCCUGUAUACUGUGGAACCUUUACGGUCCAGCUGAAACGACUAUAGUUUGUACCGUACAUAGAGUAAAUCUCACGGCUAAUACGCAAAGCAUAUCAAUUGGUAAACCACUUUCUAAUUACCAGUGUAUGGUCAUGAAUGAAUAUUUACAAUCAUCUGUUACCAAUCAAGAAGGUGAACUGUUUGUGGGAGGAGUAGGUGUGUUUGCUGGUUAUCUUGGGCGUGACGAUUUAACUGCAAAAGUUCUUGUUGAAAUAGAUGGUCAACUAUUUUAUCGAACAGGUGAUCUUGUUAGAACGAACAACAAUGGCCUGCUCUAUUAUGUUGGUCGAAAAGAUUUUCAAAUCAAAUUACGAGGGCAGCGUAUUGAACUUGGUGAAAUAGAACGAUGUUUACUUAACAUCACGUCUAUAUCUGCUUGUGUUGUCAUGAAAUCGAAUGAUGAUUACUUAGUUGCCUAUGUUGAAUCUUCUCACGUUAAUGAAGCACAACUACGUCAACAUUGUCAGUCUCAUCUUCCGUCACAUAUGAUACCAUCAAUAUUCAUGAUACUGGAUAAACUACCUUUGAAUCCAAAUGGUAAAAUAGAUCGAAAACUUCUUCCGCCACCUCACUUCUCAUCUACACGUCUCACAAACAGUAUAGAACUAUUACUACCAACAAAUGAUAUUGAAGUUACUAUUCAUCAUAUUUGUUGUAAGAUAUUUAAACAAAAUCAAAUCUCAACUGAUACAAAUAUGUUUACUAUUGGUGGUCAUUCAUUACUCAUGAUGCAACUUUUCCAUCAAUACAAGACCGACUUUGAUUUAGAACAAAAGCAAAGUUGUUUCUCGAUAUCAAAUCUAUUUCAACAUCCAACAAUUAUUCAUCAUGCUCAACUCGUUCAACAAUCUAUUAUUAGUAUCCGCACUCAGGAUGAUUAUUCUUGGUCUUCAUUACAUCUCACUCAAGCUAGAGCAUCAUUUGCACAAGAACGAAUCUAUUUAGAUGAACAAAUUCGUUUCUCAUCCAACAAAACAACUAUGAAUAAUAUGUAUGUUAUACCAUUACUCUAUCGUAUAUCAUCGACGAAUGAUCAUAUAUCAAUCACUCGAUUUCAUCAGGCAUUUCACAGUGUUAUCACAAAACAUAAUAUUCUUCGAACAGCACUAUAUAUUGAUGAUACAAACGGUGCUAUUAAACAACACUAUUUAGAUAUUAAUACUAUUAUCAAUGAUAACAUGAGAUCAUAUGGAUUGACAUUUGUUAAUAUUCAUGAUGCUGAUCGUCAUCUCGUGGAUGAAAUUAUCUCAGAAAUAUUAAAUCAAGCUGAUUUAUUUGAUUUAUCAAAAGGACGUGUUAUUCGUUGUCAUAUUCUUUGUCACUCUCAAUAUUCUCGAGAUAAUGUCUCAUGUGAGAAUGAUGACCUAUUGUCUGAAAAUGAUUACAUAUUGAUUAGUGUUCAUCAUGCAAUGUUUGAUGGAGCAUCAACAUCAGUCUUUCUUCGUGAUCUUUCUCUUGCUUAUCAAUCUAAUGACUCUUUAUCUAUGGUUGAUAGCUCAUUGAAUUAUAUAGAUUAUUCUGUUUAUGAACACAUAAUGGAUAUGACAUUAUCUCGUGAAUUCUGGCAUUCUCAACUCAAUGAAUAUAAUAUCGAAUGUUCAUUAUCACUACCAGUUGAUCGACAACGUUCAUCAACUAAUCAACAGCGAUCAGGUUUAGCGUCCACAGCUCAAAUCACUUUUGAUAAUAAAGUAUGCACAUCAUUUCUAAACUAUGCAUCAUCACAUCAUCUCACACUUUUUCAACUUGGAUUAUCCAUAUUUUAUGUCUUCCUAUUCAAAUUGACUCAUGGUCAAACUGAUCUAUGUAUUUCUUCUAUCAAUGCUAAUCGAUAUCGAAGUGAGUUAGUGAAUAUGAUAGGAAUGUUUGUUUCAACAUUACCAUAUCGUGUUGAACUUGAUCCUCAUUGGUCAUUUGAUGAACUUGUGAAACAUGUACGAGAAAAAUGUUUAUCAAUUCUUGAACAUUCUCAUUAUCCAUUACAACAUAUUCUUGGUGAUAAUCGAUUAAAUCAAUUACAUGUAUCAUUUCUUGAGACAAUGUUUGAUUUUAUCAGUGUAUCAAAAGAUGUCGAACAUUUAUGUUUGAAUGAUACAAAUUUAGAACAAGUAUCAUUGGAACAGUCAACUGAAAUGUCUAAAUUUGACUUUUCAUUAACGUUUAAUUACAAUCCAUUCUCAGACAAUAAGAGAUUAUCAUGUCGUUUUGUUUGUUCACAUGAUUUAUUUGAAAAAUCAACUAUUUCACAAGUAGCUCAAAGAUUUGAAUAUGUGUUUGAACAACUGUUUCAAACACAGUCAAGCAACGUUCCUGUGAUUGAUAUGAGUUUAUCGAUUAACAAAGUGUGUCUUAUUCUUCCCGAGGAAGCUGAAGAAAUGGAAUUAGUUGUGUUUUAUCGAUUGGAGAGUGUUGUCAAUGAAGGUAUGAUUUUAUGGAACUUCGUCUAUUGUUUUCUUUUUCGUAGAGAAGAGUCUUACAAACAUAAAUUGUCUGCUUGA